UAAACCAUUUUAUACAUUAAACCUUUAAACCUUCUUAUACACCAAAGUAUGAAGUGUACUAAUCCUAAGGGUCUAGUCUGAUCAGGUUUUAGAUAUGUUAACAUUCAUACCAAGAUUUUUAAUUCAUAGGAUUAAAGAUUAAUAGCAUUACUGAAAGCCCCCUUUGUACAGGGCAAGUUACCAUUUAUUCCAGAUUGGUGGUGCAGAACAUUGACUUCAUCACACUAUAUAUAUAUCUGAAGCAAGAAUGGGUGUACUGUUAAGGAAAAAAAAGAAGACAAACUCAAAAUAAAUCACAAACACACCCACCCACACCCACCUACUAGGCAGCCUGUUCAAUAGUUAUUUGUACUUAUUUUAUGUUUUUUCCUAAGACUGUCCUUCAUUCCCUUCAUGGAUGGUUUGAAAUUUGUGUUGAAUAUUCUGACUGUUGCUAUGGUUUCCUUGCCUCUAGAAUUAUUGUGCUUUUUGUGUGGGCCAGGGUUUCUUAACCUCAGCACUAUUUCCGUUUUGAGCUGGGUAAUUCUUUGCCAGGGGAGGGAGGGCCAUUCUGCGUGUUACAGGAUGUUUAGCGGCAUCCCUGGACCUCCCCACUAGAUGCCAGGAGCGCCUUCCCUUCUUCCCCUCAAUGUGACAGCCAGAUGGGUCUCCAGACAGUGGUAAAGUCCCCACGAGAGCAAAAUCACCCACUGCGGAGAACUACUGGUGGAGGCCAUGAGGAUGGUCUAGACUGUCACAGCUCUGCUGUUUGGGGAGACCCUGCUCAUGAAGAGCAGGCAAAACCACCACUAUUGCCACCAUAAACCACCACAAAAGCAAUAUAAAAGGAAUACAAAAAACGAACAAAAUCAAGAGCUGCUGUUUAUUGAGAGCUUACUAUAUGCCUAGUACUGUGUAUAGAUUAUUCCUAAUUAUCCUGACCCAUAAGGAGACAUAAUUUUACUGAUUAUACAGGUAAGGAAAUUCUAAGAGCCUAAAUAGCUUAUUCAGAUUAUUCAAAUAGUAAAUGGUGGAACAGGAAUCUACAUACCAGCCUGUCAGAUCCCAAAGCCCAUGUCGGUCCCCUCCACAGUGCUGCUUCAAUAGUCUCUGACAAAUGUAAGGACAUAUUUUUGCUUCCUUAUUAGUAAAUGGGAAGGAAAACCUACAAAUGUAUUAAGACCAGACCUGCAAAUUUGUUGGAGUUGAGAUCAUUUUUGUAGCACGCAAGUUUAAUUUAAACAAUCUACUUAAUUAAAAUAUGGCCACCAAACAGAGGCUUACUGAAAAAAAAGUGUGAGGACCCAACAACUUCUUUCAAUAUAUUCAGGUUGCCAGAAAAGAUCUUGCAAGGCCUGGAAGUGACGCUUGGCCCUGGCUGGUCCCAAUACGUGGCACUUUGCUCCUGGAUUUUAGAAAUGGCCCAGUUACUCAGAAGUGCAGUGUGAACUGGCACAGAGGUUGAUCUCAAGAUGCCAUUAGUGAAAAGAAAUAUCGAUCCAAGGCACUUGUGCCACACAGCACUGCCUAGAGGAAUUAAGAAUGAACUGGAAUGUGUAACCAAUAUUUCCUUGGCAAAUAUAAUUAGACAACUAAGUAGCCUAAGUAAAUAUGCUGAAGAUAUAUUUGGAGAAUUAUUCAAUGAAGCACAUAGUUUUUCCUUCAGAGUUAAUUCAUUACAAGAACGUGUGGACCGGUUAUCUGUUAGUGUUACACAGCUUGAUCCUAAAGAAGAAGAAUUGUCUUUGCAAGAUAUAACAAUGAGAAAAGCUUUCCGAAGUUCUACAAUUCAAGAUCAGCAGCUUUUCGACCGCAAGACUUUGCCUAUCCCAUUACAGGAGACAUAUGAUGUUUGUGAACAGCCUCCACCUCUCAAUAUACUCACUCCUUACAGAGAUGAUGGUAAAGAAGGUUUGAAGUUUUAUACCAAUCCUUCAUAUUUCUUUGAUCUAUGGAAAGAAAAAAUGUUACAAGAUACAGAGGAUAAGAGGAAGGAAAAGAGGAAGCAGAAGGUAUUACAAGAAAUUCAAAAAAUUGAACAGAAAAAUCUAGAUCGUCCUCAUGAACCAGAAAAAGUGCCAAGAGCACCUCAUGACAGGCGGAGAGAAUGGCAGAAGCUGGCCCAAGGUCCAGAGCUGGCUGAAGAUGAUGCUAAUCUCUUACAUAAGCAUAUUGAAGUUGCUAAUGGCCCAGCCUCUCAUUUUGAAACAAGACCUCAGACAUAUGUGGAUCAUAUGGAUGGAUCUUACUCACUUUCUGCCUUGCCAUUUAGUCAGAUGAGUGAACUUCUGACUAGAGCUGAGGAAAGAGUCUUAGUCAGACCACAUGAACCACCUCCACCUCCACCAAUGCAUGCAACAGGAGAUACGAAACCCAUACCCACCUGUAUCAGUUCUGCUACAGGUUUGAUAGAAAAUCGUCCUCAGUCACCAGCUACAGGCAGGACACCUGUGUUUGUGAGCCCUGCCCCCCCACCUCCUCCACCACCUCUUCCAUCUGCCUUGUCAACUUCUUCAUUAAGAGCUUCAAUGACUUCAACACCUCCCCCACCAGUACCUCCCCCACCUCCACCUCCAGCCACUGCUUUGCAAGCUCCAGCAGUUCCACCACCUCCAGCUCCUCUUCAGAUUGCCCCUGGAGUUCUUCACCCAGCUCCUCCUCCAAUUGCACCUCCUCUAGUACAGCCCUCUCCACCAGUAGCUAGAGCUGCCCCAGUAUGUGAGACUGUACCAGUUCAUCCACUCCCACAAGGAGAAGUCCAGGGGCUGCCUCCACCCCCCCCACCGCCUCCUCUGCCUCCACCUGGCAUUCGACCAUCAUCACCCGUCACAGUUGCAGCUCUUGCUCAUCCUCCCUCCGGGCUACAUCCAACUCCAUCUACUGCCCCAGGUCCCCAUGUUCCAUUAAUGCCUCCAUCUCCUCCAUCACAAGUUAUACCUGCUUCUGAGCCAAAGCGUCAUCCAUCAACCUUACCCGUAAUCAGUGAUGCCAGGAGUGUACUUCUGGAAGCAAUACGAAAAGGUAUUCAGCUGCGAAAAGUCGAAGAGCAGCGUGAACAGGAAGCUAAACAUGAACGCAUUGAAAAUGAUGUUGCCACCAUUCUGUCCCGCCGUAUUGCUGUGGAAUAUAGUGAUUCAGAAGAUGAUUCAGAAUUUGACGAAGUAGAUUGGUUGGAGUAAGAAAAAAAAUGCAUUGAUAAAUAUUACAAAACUGAAUGCAAAUGUCCUUUGUGGUGCUUGUUCUUUGAAAAUGUUUGGUCAUUCCAGUGUUUUGCUUUCUUUUCCUUAAGGUAAAUAACCCUUUUCCACCAUAAUAUUUGAUUUCUAAGAAAAAUAUUAGCAUAUGUUUCCAACUAAAUGUUUUACAGUGGCUUAUCUUUUUUUAUUUUUCCCUGAAAAAGACAUAAUUUGGUCAAAUAAACCACUAAGUAUUAAGCAUGGACAGCUGUUGUUAGAGUAGCAGAUUCAGUUUUUUGAUAUAUCUUAAUUGUGCACUUUGUGAAUUUUAAUUUAAAGAAAGCAACUGAGAUUAAAAAUCUUGAGGGCAGCUGUAUCUAUUAAUGAGCCUUAUUCCAUUUCCUUACGUUUUAAAAGAAGAAACACUGCCUUGAUUAUAUGAACACACUCAGAUAAGUACAUUUAGCUUGUAGCAUUGAAUUCUCUUAAAGGAAUGCUUGAAUUUUUUUUUAAUUAUUGUUUUAUUGUUUUUAAAUACUUGCCUUAUUUGAAUGUUUAGCAGUAUCCCCUUCCUACUUAUAUAUUGUGUGGUACAAUUUUGCUUGCCUAUAAGAGUUUAAAAUUUUUCCAUGUGAAAUACUCGGACAUAAACCAUUGUAACUUACCUAACUGUUAAGAGUAACAGUCUGAUUUAAUAAAUGGUUCAUUUUAAAGG
Molecule: messenger RNA, 3870 nt
Organism: Vicugna pacos (alpaca)
Lineage: Eukaryota; Metazoa; Chordata; Mammalia; Artiodactyla; Camelidae
Source: RefSeq, a predicted model, not a curated record